Molecule: messenger RNA, 5157 nt
Organism: Canis lupus familiaris (dog)
Lineage: Eukaryota; Metazoa; Chordata; Mammalia; Carnivora; Canidae
Gene: PLEKHA2
Product: pleckstrin homology domain containing A2
Exons: 13
Coding region: 374-1651 (425 amino acids)
Cellular component (GO): cytoplasm; membrane
Molecular function (GO): PDZ domain binding
Source: RefSeq, a predicted model, not a curated record
GCGGGCUCCGCGGAGCAUUGUACUCACAUCCGGGGCUGGGUUUUGCUUUAAUACGAAACGUAAUUAACCCGGAAAAAAGGGCCGAGAGACAAGAGAGAAGGAGGGGCGGGGGUGAGGGGAGAAGAGCGAGAGGAGCGGGAGGCUCGGAGAGUUGGGCAGCGAGAUCCAGCAGUGCCCCGGGAGCCACGGCCCGGCCGGCCGGGGGGCGCCCCCCCCAUGUGACCCACCCUGCCCGAGCCCCGACUGCCGCUCGGCUGGCGGCGAAACUUCUCUGCGGGUUCUGGCGCCGGAGCACCGGCCUCGCAGCGUCCGCCGGGCUGCGGGAGGGAGCGGAGCGGAGCACGUCCCAGGGUGAUGUGAGCAGAGCCUAGGAAUGCCUUAUGUGGAUCGACAGAACCGAAUCUGUGGGUUUCUGGACAUCGAGGAGAAUGAGAACAGCGGCAAGUUUCUUCGGAGGUACUUUAUUCUGGACACCCAGGCCAACUGCCUUCUCUGGUACAUGGACAACCCCCAGAACCUGGCUGUUGGAGCAGGAGCCGUUGGAUCUUUGCAGCUGACCUACAUCUCCAAGGUGAGCAUAGCUACACCGAAGCAGAAACCAAAAACUCCAUUUUGCUUUGUCAUCAAUGCCCUCUCUCAGAGGUAUUUUCUUCAAGCUAAUGACCAGAAGGAUCUGAAGGACUGGGUCGAAGCCCUGAACCAAGCCAGCAAAAUCACCGUACCCAAAGUUGGGAGCCUGCCCCUGACUACCGAAGUUAUAAAAAGCCUAGCAGCUCCUCCAGCCCUAGAGAAGAAGCCACAGGUGGCCUACAAGACAGAGAUCAUCGGAGGGGUGGUGGUACACACGCCCAUCAACCAGAAUGGUGGGGAUGGGCAGGAAGGGAGUGAGCCUGGGUCCCAUGCCAUCCUUCGAAGGUCUCAGAGUUACAUCCCCACGACGGGCAGCCGUGUUCCUUCCGGGCCCCCCCUCAUUAAGAGUGGCUACUGUGUGAAGCAAGGGAAUGUGCGGAAGAGCUGGAAGCGUCGCUUCUUUGCACUUGAUGACUUCACUAUCUGCUACUUCAAGUGUGAGCAGGACCGAGAACCACUGCGCACUAUAUUUCUCAAGGAUGUUCUCAAGACUCAUGAGUGUCUGGUCAAAUCUGGUGAUCUCUUAAUGAGGGACAACCUGUUUGAAAUCAUCACAAGCUCCAGGACCUUCUACAUACAGGCGGACAGUCCAGAAGACAUGCACAGCUGGAUUAAGGAGAUCGGGGCAGCUGUCCAGGCCCUCAAGUGCCACCCCAGAGAUAUGUCCUUUUCCAGAUCCAUCUCUUUGACUCGCUCUGGAAGCUCCAGCCACUCCGGGGGGCCCAACUCUUUCCUGUGCAGGGGGCGGCCACCUGUGGAAGAGAAAAAAGCUCUCUGCAAAGCCCCCUCGGUGGCUUCGUCCUGGCAACCCUGGACACCUGUUCCCCAGGCCGGGGACAAGCUGCUUCCCGCUGAAGAGACUCCUGGGGACUCUUUGCUCAUGUCUCGCCUUGGGGAGAGCAGUACUUCUGGGGUGUUGCCCAGCUCCCGGAUAAGGCACAGGUCGGAGCCCCAACACCCCAAGGAGAAACCAUUUCUGUUCAGCCUUGAUGAUGAGAGCAUACGGACUUCUGAUGUGUGAAAGAGCACAGUGUCCUGGGAGGGGGGGAGGACUCAAGAAAAGGAGGCCAUGACUCAGUUUCUCUACCUUUUGGAGGACAGUCAGAGACCCUUUGGCACUCAUAUUCCUGUGGAUGCUCUGUGGGGGGGUGGGGGCCAUCCAGCAGGCCUUUCAUUUUUGUUUUAAAUACCAAUACAGUGUAUUUAACUUGGGAAGUCACUAGGUUAGACCUGUAGGCAUGCACAAUGGAGAGCAGGUUGCCACCAAUUGGACUACUCUGAGGUCUUCCUGGUGAGAGGAGGUUGGGAGUGCAAUUUCAUCCCUAACCAAGUUUUAUUUCCUUGUCUUAGUUUUAGUUUCUUGCUUUAGUUUCCAGGCCAAGCACAGAAUCUUGGGCUAGUUAUCUGGUUUAUCCAAUUCCUAUUUAUUGGCCAAGGUCUGACUAUGAAGUCGGAAGGUAGUAAGUAACCCCAGCUGAAAGCAGAAGAUCCAGGCUCUAGCUUGCCUGGGAUACCUUCUGAGGGGAGGUGUUAAAAUCUGGGGGCUGAUGGGUAGCUCUCAGAAUGUCUACUAGGAUAGAUCCUCCCAGGGGACCUCCACAGGGGAAGAAAUAGGGAUCUCAUGUAAGGUAUGAGGAAAGAUUCAACCUCAGCAUAUCAGCCACUUUUGGGAAUUAAUUCUGUUACUGUCUAUGACCCUAAAUAAUGUUAACGUGAUAGACCUGCCCACAGAGUUUGUGUGUCAGACCCUGAGGAUGGGUUUAUCAGUGUUAUAAGUUACAAUUGUAGACAACAGAGCAGACAUUUCCAUUGGUAUGGCAUUAUUUGGAAGUUUGCAGAGUUGUUAAGUGUAUGAUAAUAUCCAGCGUGAUAGAUCAGAUCUCUGUUUCAGAAUGUUAGAGUUGCAUUAGAGCAGGUGCUGGGAAAAGACGGACUAUAGUUCAUCCAGAUAAACUUUUCUGAUCCAUGCUUUCCAGACAGAAGAAACGGUCUGUUUUAGCACAGAGUUCUUGAAUCCUUACUUCAUAGCUUUCUUCAGUGGGCUGAUAUUAGUCUAAUUUUAAGUGCUGUAUAUUAUAUACCCUGGCAGAUUUGCUUUCUUUCUACUCUUUUUUAUUGCCCUUUGAAUGAAGCCUUGUGUACUUGCAUGAUCAAACCUUGUAAUCUGAUAAGGUUCCAUGUACUUAACAGUGAAGAGAUGCAAGGAUAAUCUUGAGAGAUAUUUAUAUUUUUAAUAAAAUAAAAACUAUGCACAGAAACAUUAAUUUAGAGGUUCUGCAUUGCCAACUAGAGAUUUCCCAGGUAGAAAAGCAUCGAUUGCAUUUCCUGCCCAGAUUUUUGGGUAUACCUUCUUUCAUUUGACAAGAAGAUACUAUUUCCAGGGUCCCUGGGAGAAUUUGUCCAACUUACAUAGUGACCUGCUAACCUAUCAGGUUCCCUACAGGGAGAGAAAAACUAACUCAUUUCUGUCUAUGCCAUUUAUCAGCUAGAUCAGUUAAUUACCUUUAAAUUAAAAACUAAUGACUAUAGGAAGAUACCGAGAGAAACAUUUUUACCUAAGUAAAUCCCUUCCCCUUCCUUAUGUCCAGAUCUAAUGUCAUCAGAAAGCCUUAGGGGCUUGAGGGUAAUCUGUGUUCCAUUCAGGCACUGUAGUUCCCUUGAAGCCCAUGUCAUGUUGAGAACUUUUCUUGAGUGCACUGCAUUGGAGCUAUUAUUCAUUAUUAUUCAUAAUUUAAUUAUUUGGCCUAGUGGUCCUGUUAUAAAAAAGACAUCUAGUACUGGAUUUCUCUCUCUCUAUCCUCUUUUUUUCAGAUUCUUGUAUACUUUUGUCCUCAGAAAUCUAUGGUUUAGGAGAUAGUUAUUUAUGAGUGACCAAGGUUACAGCUUCAAGUAACCUGAUACGUAGUCAUUUCAGAUUCUUAAGUCUCCUUGUCUCUGGUUUCAUCCUCAGAUUUUCCUCAAGAAAAUUCUUCGGCUAGGUCAAAGAAAAUACACAAUAAUUGAUGUUGCACUAACAAAAAUAAGUUAGGAACUUUUGAGAUCCCUUUAAACAUUCCCUAACUCAUAAAGCUAUCAUCGUUUGGUGUUUAAACUGUGAAAAUGUACCCAUUUCUCUUUUGUUCAGUAAAAUCUCUGCUAGAAUACUAUUGCUAAAUUAAUUGGCUAUUAUAAUAAAGCUGAUAUGUUUCUUAUUUCAGUAGGGCCUAUUUUAAAAAUGUGUUAAAUUAAACAUACUUAUAAAUCUAGAUUAUACUCUUAUGAUAGAGGGAAACAAAGACUCUUAAUUGGCAAAUACUUGGGGAACAUUGUUAACGUAGUUCCAACACCAGAUAAAUAUAAUUAUCUUCAGUGAAGUCUAUAAGCAUUCUCAUUCCCAAACCUUAUUUCAGAAUUCCUUUUGUGCCCAUAUUUCUUACCUUCUGGCCACUUUCACAUCAAAACUUUUUAAUGUCACUACACAACGUGAGUCAAAGAUAGUGCAUAUAUAGUCAAAGCAUUUGGCUUUAAAUGUGUAUGGAACCAGAUGGAAAAAAAUAGAGCAGGGAUGCAGUAUAGGUUAGUAGUUAAGUGUGUAGGCUCUGGAAUAAAUCUGAGUUAAAAAAAAAAAAAAAGAACCAAAAAAGGUACUACAUUUUCUUUGUGUAAUAAAAACCGCUGAGUUGUGCUGUUUUCAUAAGACUUUUGAAGUGGUCUUGACCCAGUUUGUGUAACAGUAUUACAGGUGGUCUUCCUAUAAUUGAACUAUUUACCAUCCCUGUUCUUGAGAGCUUAAGGAUUUGCUUACUCAAGGUCACUUGGUGGUUGGUAAACAUUGACCUUUUGCUUCCUGUGAGACAUCAUAAACCUACUAAGAUGUAGAGUAGGUGCUGGCCAAAAUAGUGGAGGUUAUACAUUUAUUUCUGAGUAGAAUGCUACGCUCACUCACAUGAGAAAGGGCAGAGGUAAGGUCUAGCUUUGUAGUCACUUGAAGCAAAAAGGGUUUUUUUUUUUUUUUUUUUUUCUUCCUGAAUAUAACUGCUCUGCUACGGGCUAAAAGAACCUAACUUGCAGGUUCAGUAGUUGAGCGAUGGAAUUUGAUGUUUGCUUUCACUGUUGACCAGUAACACCAUUUUGGAAAUUGAGCUUCCCAAAUGAGCUUUAGUUUAUAAACUCUGAACAUGUCAAAAAUGUUUAGUAAAUCUUUUCUACCAACAUCACUUUUUUUUCUUACUCCUUUUUUCUCAAUGCUGUCGCCUGCAACAGUCAUACAGUCACUCAUGCUAAGUAGAAUUUGAAUAAAGCUAACAUUAGCAUAAAUAUACUGUUUGACCUCUUCCCCUACUGCUUAUUGAAGCUGUGGCAUGAUUCGGUGUUUUGAACCAGUAUGUUUCAGCUGUGAAAUGCACUCGCUGUAAGCCCUGAGCUGAGUGCAUGGAAACUGUUACGCUUCUCAUUUUAUGUGAUCUCCUAAUUGGUAUGUAGCAAAAAUAGUUUUCUAAAACUGUUUUGUUGCUUGUUUUUGUAAUAAAACCAUGUGAAAUACUGAAA